This is a messenger RNA of Rhopilema esculentum, 11483 nucleotides long. RefSeq lists its product as uncharacterized. Gene Ontology annotation, cellular component: membrane. NCBI's taxonomy places the organism in Eukaryota, Metazoa, Cnidaria, Scyphozoa, Rhizostomeae, Rhizostomatidae. Gene Ontology annotation, biological process: cell surface receptor signaling pathway; G protein-coupled receptor signaling pathway. The record is from RefSeq and is a predicted model, not a curated record. Gene Ontology annotation, molecular function: carbohydrate binding; G protein-coupled receptor activity.
UCUCUCGGAAUCUCUGUCGAAUGUUUUUCAAGCAACUUUGUUCCUCUGCCCUUGUAAUUCUCACUGUUCAUGCCCCAAAAUUUCUCGUUACCUACAGAAAAACUGCAGGUAUGACGUGGGAACUUUGUACCACCUGUUUCGGCAUAUUAAUCAGCGUCGGACAAGUGAUUUACUCUUAGUACCGCGAUGGGUAAUUCGAAGUGACACGUUACAAAUCCUCGACCGACUGUCUUUUUUCUUGUCUUUGGCCAAUGUAGACAAGACGGUUCGUUUUCAGCAGAGCUGUGUUCACUCGCAUUCAUGGCCUUCCACGAUUUCGAGAUUUAUUAUCGUCAUCAUCAUCCUCUUUGUUAUCUUCUCCGUCGUCAUUAUCAUAAACCGUAGACCGUCUGUUUCUUACAUUUUAGUAUAAAAGUUUCGCACCACAUACCCAACAAAGGACAAACAACCUGGAACAAACAACAUAUAAACGCUUACUUCAAGCCCACUAAAUAUGCCUUUAGCCCUUUAGCAAAUUCUUAAGAUUCAAUUUAGAUUGAAAUUUUCAGUUUAAUUAAGUCCUCAUUAGAGUAUUGAUUUCAAAAGAGAUGUAACGCUCCACGACGGUACUAAAACGCAGACGCUUCUAAUUAUUAUUUUUGCGGUUUAAAGGAUUAAUUUGCUGCUAAUUUUACUCAAGGUCGUGAAAGUCGGUCUGUCUUCUUUUAAAUCAUCCAUUCCACAAAUCAUUACUUUACGAAAGAGGACUUCUAGCGUUUCAAAAGUCUUUUGUUUUCAUGGCCUUUUAUAUUUUGCAGUAUUUUUGUGUUUGGUUUAGAACAGCUCCCCUAAGUUUGUGAAUUGAACGAUCUCGAAGUAUCUUGUCAAUUAUUAUUCCCGGCUGCAUGGGUGCAAAACGUUUUGGGGGAGGGGUGAGGCUAAGUAUGGAUCUUGCGCGAAUAUUGUUGCAUCAUCGAGUUAGAACUGCCAGAGUGGACCCUGAAAUAUGACAAGUGUUGAAUGAAUAGGGGGCUGCAGCCCUCCCAGCCCCUUUGUCUCUUACGCCUUAACCGGCUAGAAAAAGAGGAGUGUAUUUGUAUGCUCGUCACAGAUGAUGUUCUUCCUAUUUCAGAUAGGCAUAAGAGGUUGAAAAACGACGGAAAGUCAUUGCGUGUGCGCAAGAGCUGUUUGGAUUUAGCAAACUCCAUUAAUGCACUGUUGAUAAAGCCUGCCUUUGUUGUGGAGGACUGCCUUGGCUUUCAGUAAAUGCCUUCAGUAAACAGGGCGGCAAGAAAAUCACAAUACGAAACUCAGUUUCUUCAAUUCUGUUUGUAAAAAAUCUUAUUUUCUCAUUUGACACCAGAGGUAUCAGGCGGGGGCGUUCCAGACGUGCGUUUAUGUUUUAAUGGAUCUUGCUUAUUUUUCUUUGCAAGAAAAUGUAUGUUAAUGAAGUCCCCUAUGUUCAGUUACUUGCAGAGUGCAAGUUGCAAUGAAGAUUGCAUAUAAAAGCAGCAGGCUUGAAAAAAUUACGCAUUGUCAGCUGCAGAUUUGAAGAAGGAGAAGCAAUGUUCUUAUUAACACGUGCUAGUCUGCCCCCGUAUUGCCCGCCUCCUUCGCGCAUGUGACUUUCUGGCGAACCACAAGUUUCUUGCGUAGUUAAACACUCUCUUCAAAUUAAACAGUAAUUAUUUUCGUCUUACAGAAAGCAUUUUGUCGAGAUUAGCAUAUGUUUUGAAAACAAACCACUUUAGAAUAUUUUUGUUCAGGCUGCUAAUCGUUGGCAAGAAGGGAUCUUAAGUGAUUGCACCACUGAGGGCUUGACGUUUAGGCAAUGUUAACGUUUUUCGUUUAGUUUUGAAGAAAGCAAGGUAAACCAGAACUGGACCAGGCAAGUCACAGUAUUUCACUCAGCAGACAGAAAUUUCAGCCUGCUUUUCGUAUGUAACUUGGAUCUCCUUUUUUGAACGGUCCAUGGUCACGUGUUUCUGCAGAGUGAUGACCAAAGGCUACACGGUUUAUGACGGUCUAUGGCACCAUCGUGUCUCAAUAUUUGCGAAUAUUGGCAAAAUUGCCGGCACAACACGCCUUUUAUCUUAUGAAAGGCUAAGAAUCUAACGUGAAUUGAAUAAUCAUAAUGGUGCUUUUGUUAUUCGUGCUACACCUUUUUUGCAAGGGCGGAUGACAGCUUACUAAGCUUGCUCUCUUGCGCAAAGUUGCAUCCACGCUUGUCUCAUCUCCUGUUGCAUAACUUUACAGCCUACGACAUAUCUUCUCCGCUACAUCAUCCUUAUGCCUCCAGUACCGUUGAAAGGAUAGAUUUACUGGCGGCACCAUCGUUUUAGAACAAUCGUAACAUAGGGGAUUCUCCAUUAAAAAUAAGGAUAGAAUAUAAGAUACUUGUGCCCUCUCCCUCCCAGAGCAUUAGCAACUUUGGCACUAGUGCCUCAGUGUUUUCCUGCAUAUAAAAAGGGGCUGGUUGUCCCUGCCUGCCAAGGAACUAGGAGCAUAUUACAGAGUGAGGGGGCUAUAACGUUUCUUUUUUCGGGGGGGGGGAGGGGGCUAAACAUGCCUAAAACCAAAACAUGGACAUUAUUUGUAUGGUUUUACGUACAUUUUGGAAAUUAUGCUCCAUGAGAUUCUCUUUUUAAUUUAAUUUUUUGGUACAUCUUCUUCUUAAUUGUUCAGAUCUAAUUGCAAAGUUAGCAUUUAGAAAAGGUAUGAACCCCUUUUUAUGCCUUCAUUUAAAAAAUGAAUCGUUGAAAGACACCUCCAAAAAAUUACUGAAUAAUUUUACCCAUAUUUUAUGUUCUGUUAUAAACUAUGGAGUUUUAACUGUAUGUUAUGUCAUGACUAUAGGGUUUUCUCUUUAUAUCCAGUCCAAUUCUCUUACACUUGAGUUUCACUUAAGCCACCACAAAAUUGUCGUAGGAGGGACUGGUGUUGUCCAUUUGGCCAACCUACUCUAAAAGAAUCUGAUAUGUUGCCAUGUUUCCUCCAGGAAAUGUUAUGAAUCACGAGUUAUCAAAUGUUUUUGUUCUGGUUUGAAGCGUGUAUGCUGCUAACAACUAAUUUAAUAAUCAGUCUCUGAGUAUCCUAGCAAAGUGAAAACUGCUUAUCUUUUCCCUGUCCUUGCCGACCCUGAAUGCAACCAAGCUAGUUACCGAACCCGAACGUAAGGCUUUUGACGAUUCAUCGCUUAACAACAGGGCCCGCGCCACCGGGGUAGCUGGGGUGGUCAUGGCCCCCUCCCACUUUUUUGUGAAGCAAGUAGUUUUAAAGCUGCAUUCAAAGGGGAAAAAAGACUUGGCUCCCUUCUUUUACUUGCCUUAGCCCCGUUUCAAAUUGAUGACGCGGGCCCUGCACAAGUACACAAUAUUUUUCGAAAACAUUAUCUUUAAGAGACACCGAUGCUCUGUUUGUCAAAAAAUAACAACAUGGUAACAACAUAACAGCAUCAGAUGAAAAAUUAGAAAAAGAAAAGCAAUGUGGCUUCGGAAAAUUACCCUUAUGUCAGCAAAACAGAGAAGAUCUAUCAGCUAAUUAUCUUUGCCACAAAAAGGUUUUUCUUAGAAACACCAUUAGCUUUAGAAACAAUUUCUAGUUCCUUCUUUCAAAAAAUCAAUUUUGAAUAAAGAACAACAUUAUGAACAUUCGAGCCUCAAAUUUCAGCCAAUUCUUAACACAUUUAAUUAAUUUUGCAUACAGUAAGUACCCGCUUAUAAAAAUCCCCUUUCAUAAAAACAGGCCUCGUUUUCUUCAAAAGGGGCUCCUUUUAUAAGAAACAAUUUUAGGCCCGAAAUUGAAAUGUUUCUCUUUUUCAAGUAUAAACAGUUGUGUUUUAUAUUUUCUGUUUAUGCUCUAGGAUGGUUGCAGAGUGUGUAUUCUAUUGACAUGAAGAAUUAUACUGUAGAUUAUAUAUCAUACACUACUACCAGUAAUAUUGAAUACACGUCAAUGGACGGUACUGUCAUAUAGCUUGACUUGAUUUAACUUGACAGUAUCUAUUGAUAAGAAACUUAAACCACGAUGAAGAAAAGUUUCUGUUAAAUUUAUAUUGAUUUUAAUCUCUGUGUUCAAAUGGCCCCGGGGUAGUCAUAGCCUUCUGCUUCCCGGGGUAUUGUCAAAGUAGUAGUGUAUAGUUGUAUAGUAAUUUGGCAAAGUAGCAUAGUUUGUAAAUCUAUUUUGUAAUCUUUUAGUGGAUAAAUAAAAAGAAAAAAAAUUCUGUUGAUAAGAAACGCUAUAAGGCCUCAGUUUAAUAAGCAGUUUCUUAUAUGCGGGUACUUACUGUACUUAGAGGUAUUUCAUGAUACGCUUUCAGUUCAUUCGACCCAGAUUAAAAAAUUCUUGAAAACAUGCAUUUGUGACGUCAUUACUUAAGAACAUUGUUUUUGUUAUUUAAUUAUUUUAGGCAGCUACGUUCAGGUACCAUGUACCAUGUCUAAUUUCAACACAAAUUCAUUGUCUCAAAGAUAUGGAACAUUACCACCCUCCUCGAUCAUUGAAUAUUAAAUACACUCAUUUUUAAUAAGAAACAGGUUAUAAGAAACGGUAGGCUCAAUUUUUCGAAAGUUAAGAAACAACCCUACCCAAAUUGAAAAAGCUAAGAGACUUUUAUAAUUUGCAGUUUUAAUUUUCCGAGUUGACGCUCCAAACAGUCUUGACAUUGAGAAUCACUGUAUUUCUCAGUAAAUUGAACAAUCAAGUAGUUUCCAUUUAAAAAUUUGUUUGGACUUGACAUUGAUGAAGUCCAAUGAGCUUAACUGUUUACAGAUCUCAACAGAGUUAGUCAUUCUAGGAAAACAAAAUUUCUUGAUCACUUUGUUAGUUUAUCUCUCAAUGUGAGUGAACUAUUUACUUUACCUUGGAAGCACAUUUAAAAAAAUUCAUUACCUAAGAAAUUUAAGAGACAUUUUGAUAGCAAAAUGGCCAGAAAAUUUAAGAAACUGCCUACCAGCACCGGACCUUAGUUUCUUAUAGAAAAAAAUACUUGUACAGUUUAUACACAAAUCGAAAACUUUAGAUAUAGGGUUUAUAAAUAUCUAAAUUAGAGUUGGCAUAGACUAGAAAGCGUUUGAGUAAAAAUAUGACAAAGAAAUUAAAAUCAGACUUUAUGACUAGCGAGACCCCCUGAUUCGAAAGGAUGCCUUUUGAAUUGUCUCGCUGUCUGUUUUGUUAUGCAUGGUUAUUCUUAACAUAAACUGUCGCAUUCUGAUUGUCUUUAUAUCGCUUACAUUUUUCUGUUACAAUUGCAAUGAAAAGAGCAUGCAAUUCUUGAUUCGCCUACGCUGGCCAUGUCUUCUUUCUAAUGUUAGAACGUUAUGCGCUUAGGAAACUCCUGUAAUCAUUUCCUUAGAGGACAAACUGCUGCCAUGGUUCUCAAGACCAGGAAUUCAGCUCUGCUGUAUUUUGCAAAAGUGACCAUUCUAUUAUGGACGACAAUAACAUCCAGCACAUCGACCACCAUACGCAUCUGUGAACACGCAGGCAAACGGACUGUCGGCUGCCCCGCCGGUGUCGGCCAUUUUAUGAACAUAACCCAUGCGAUGUAUGGUCGGACCACGCAAAACGCUUGCUCUGCUGUGUCAUCACAAACGAAUUGUAGGUCACCUUUAGCUAUGUCAAAAGUUUCAAGGGAAUGCCAUGGGGUUCACUCUUGCGUGGUCGAAGCUGCUAAUUCAAUAUUUGGAGACCCGUGUACUGGUGUUCUAAAAUACCUAGAUAUUUUUUAUUCAUGUUUAUACGGUGACGAUUUUAACUCAAUAGCCAAUCAGCCAGAUGGUUACGUCUACUCUAAUCAACUUCCAAGCGAGGCUGUUUUGGAACUCACUCCAAAUACUACCGAUUUUGUUACUCCUCCGCUGAUUUAUACCAUUUACAAAAUUAUUGAGUCCAACUACGAGCCGUUAAUUGAUGAAAGUAGGUACCAAAAGGCAGUGGAUUUCUUGAGUAAGCAACUCAAAGUGCCACAAUCCAGGGUCCAGCCCUACACAUGCAUGCCAAGCGUCAACGACUUUGGAAGCCAGUUUUGUAUUUAUAAACAAUUUGGAUACAUUUUCACGUCAGCUACCUUUAUUCCGGCAAUGUAUGUCGGUAGGUCAUACGAGCUUGGAAUGGUCGUAAGAGACUAUUCUGCCAUGCCUGUUGUACGAAAGACGACCAUUAGAAUCAACGUUGUACCAAAGUGCUUUCCUUUUCCAAACCUUUAUAGCGACAUGCAAGCCAGGUGCCCCAGCUCAGCAUCAAAGUUCACUUUCCCUUCUGGUUUAGCCUGGUCGAUCUCCCUUUUUGGGGAUAGAUUUCCAAUUGAUGUUACGUCAUCUUCAGCUCUUGUGAUUUCAAGAAUUUCCAUAGACACAAGUUUAUUGGUUGGCUUUCAAAAUAGUCAAUCUUAUUGGAAGUAUGAAAUCAAAUUUCAUUUGCCUGGUACUUCUCAUGUACGCGAGUUUAUGUACGUUCCGUCAGUGCUUGAUUAUACUAAUGAGAGUAUUGUGCAAGUACGUGGAACAAAGUUGAACAUUACAAUAUCUCCUCCUAUUUAUAUAAAUCCAAAUACAAAAUUUGUCAAUGUAUCGAUGAAGCUAACAAGUGGCAAUGUGAAAAUAACAUUCAAUUCAGAGAAUACAUUCUCGUUAUUCGGAUCUCCCAAGAUGACCAUCUGCCCGGAUUCCUUCUGCAUGAACUCGUACAGAAAGUGGUUGGCCGCUGUAAACAAAGUGAGGUACACAAUCAAUCGAGAUUGCAUUCAAGACGAGGGUUUACAAGAAGCUUACCUCAAGCAGUGCAAUUCUGAUCCUUGCUAUCGGUCAUUUGAUGUGCCGUUGUCAACGUCAGCUGGGGAGAUCAUUUACCAUUUUCGCAAUCAAGGAUUGUUUACCCGUUUUGUACCUUCACUUUACCGUGUCAUACUCUACGAGUAUGCCAACAUGUCUUUCUCUGGAUACUCUAGCAAAUAUUUCUGCUCUCCAAAACCAUUCCAAGACUCGCGUCGUUUCAUUUGCCUCAAUCGAUACGCGGGACGUCUGCGUGUCAGAAUUCAGAGUCCGUUCGAUUUUCCACUGCUACGUGCAGGAACGGUAUUUACAAUUGAAGUUCAGGCCGAGGGAACUGUCAAUGCCUCGUCAGUUUUUGAUCGGUGCACAUUUGACAUUCGAUUGACAGCGGUAACGCCACCGAUCCGUACAACAACAGUUACAACUAACCCGUCUUCCAUAAUAGCAAGCACUAACGCUCUAAGCAAAGUCACAGUACUAACGUGGAAGCCUACCAUAACUUCGUCAAUUCACGUAGCCCCAGCAACAUCUUCAUCGAUAGCAACAACAACAACGAUAACCCACAGACCACCGUUGCUUAAUGAUUCACUUGAAGUGACUAUCCCAAAAAAUAUACGAACUGGGCAGCCUUUUGUUCUGACAUGCAAAAGAUCUCUUCAGAUUGCAGCCGAGAUAAAGUGGUACAAAGACGGUGUAUUGUUGCCCCAGACAGGCAGCACCCUUAUGAUAGCUGCAGCCACUACACCUGAUCAAGGAUACUAUCAAUGUUCAUCGCGAUAUAGCGGGAUUGUCAGUUUCUCUCCAAAAGAACUUUUUGUUUUGCAAGAUGUAUUCACAUCAUCUGUUUAUUUGGAAAUCGUGAAUAGAGUAUUCACAGCCGAUUUGACUGAUACUUCCAGUGCAGGAUACGGGUCGCUCAGUAAGGAAAUAACAGAAAUCGUUAAAAGAAUCAUCGUUGAUGUCCCAUCUAGUAGUGGCCAUAACAUUAAUGUGGAGGCAUUCAGAAAAGGAUCUAUUGUGGCUCAAGUGAGUGUUGCUUCAGCUGUUGCUAGCGGUACAACAAUGACGUCAUAUUACAAUGAAAUGACAAGCAAGCUUUUAGCAGCUGCAACGUCGAAUGGAUUUGGUGAUUUUCAGGUUCCUGCUGCAGGGAUCCUUAUUGCAAAUAAAGUAUACUGCUUUGCCGAAACAACAAGCGCUGGCUCCAAGGGACCUUACCAAUGGCCAGAAACUGCAUUUGGUCUCAACGCUACGAUUUCGUGUCCACAUGGGCCAGCUGCCGCCACAGCUACACGAAGGUGCGCAGGGGAUUACAACUCUGGUGCAUCUUGGGAUGACCUUGAAGACACUGCUUGUAAUUUCAAUAAUAAGCGUACAAGCGAACUGAAUAUGCUGUCAGAGGUGACAAUCAAUUCAACGAAUGCCGAGACCAUCGCUUCAAAUCUGAAUGAUUUGACUAAAAACAGUACGAUGUUGACGACAGAUGACACCCUGUUAGCAAGUGAGACGUUUGAAAACCUUGCUGCUAGCAAUGCCACUUCAGAAAAGAUUGUUGAUGACAUGCUUAAGAUUGCCAGCAACAUAUUGGAAACAAAUGAGUCCACUUUGGCUUCUUCUCAAACACAGGGAAAGGCUUUGACGAAGAUUGUCAAUGGAAUCGUAGCAUUAGCAGACAAGAUCCCUUUACCAAACAAGACUGGGGUGCCAGUAGUUAGGGUGUCUAGUGGUGUUGCCAUACAGGCUAUGAGAAUUGAUUCGAAAUCUAAAGCAAGUUUGAGUUUUGCCUUGCAAAGUACUUCAUUUUCAAAUGGCAGCGUUGUUUCAAAUCAGAACUAUGAUAGGAAUGAGGUAGCUGUCGGGCUUACGUUGCCAGAAACAUUGAUGAGUGACGUAAAAAAUAAGGGUGAAAAUCGAGUCAGUUUUGUGGCGUACAGAGGCAACCAGUUCUUCCAAUCGACGAAGAAAAACGCUCUCGGUCGUAGGGUUAUUGAUUAUUCGUCAAAAUCAAACAGUUUGGUGAUAUCAGCGCACGUAAAAGGUGCAGGCAGAGUCAAUCUCAGUCAACCGCUGACUGGAACGUUUCAGCAAACAAAGCAGUCUAAGGCAGAUAAAUGCGUAUUUUGGGAUUUCAAAGCAAACAAUGGCUAUGGUGGCUGGUCAUCCGAGGGUUGUCGUAAAGCGUCAGCAGCUGAUGGUAGAGUGGAAUGCAAGUGUGACCACAUGACCAAUUUCGCCAUCAUCUUUGAUGUCUACGCAGGGGCAGCGACGUCACAUGAUCCGACUCACGAGACGGUCCUUGGAAUAAUAUCUUUCAUAGGAAUUGGGUUAUCUCUUGGUGGCCUAAUAAUUACUUUAGUAACGCUGCUGCUUUUCAGGCGCCUUCGUCGCACGCUCCCAUCGAGGAUCCUGAUUCAUCUCAGUCUUUCGCUUAUUCUCACGCUGCUAAGCUUUGUUAUCGGAGCCGAUAGAACGGAGUCGCUAUACGUUUGCCGUGGGUUCGCGAUCGUCAUCCAGUACUUCUUACUGGCUUGCUUCUUAUGGAUGAGCGUGGAAGCGAUCAAUCUGUAUUUAUCAUUUGUUGUCGUGAUGGGCUCAUACGUCACAAGGUUUAUUCUAAAAGCUGCAAUCUAUGCAUGGGGUCUUCCACUGGUUAUAGUUGCCAUAACAGCCUCAUUGAGAAUAAGUGACUAUGGAAACAAAAAAAACUGCAUCGUAUCUGGCUAUUCUGCAUACGGUACCCUCUUUGGUCCAAUUUGCCUUAUCAUUCUCCUCAAUAUCCUGGUUUUUGCAAGAGUAUACUACGCCCUACAAUCAAGCGACAAGAAACGGAAGGUCUCAAAAGACCAACAGAGAUCAGGCAUAUCACAAUUACGUAUUGCUGCCUCAUUCUCUGCGAUACUCGGCCUCACAUGGGUGUUCGGUAUCUUUGCUAUUGGCGAUGGCCGCUUGUUCUUCCAAUAUUUGUUCUGCAUAUUCAAUUCACUUCAAGGCUUCGUAAUAUUCUAUCUCCACGUGGCGAGGCAUGAAGAUGCUAGGAAUCACUGGAUCCAUCUCAUUACUGGCAAAGGGCUGAACUAUCAUCGAGCCACGAUCUCUUCGUCAUCUGGGAAGACACUCAGACAUGGUCAGAGUGAAGACAAAUACAGACUGAGGCUAUCAUCUGGAGACAAAUCAAACACCCUGACAUCAACAUUAGAAAAGCAAACUAAAAACCUGGCCAAGGAAUCGAGUGUCUCAGAGGCGUAAACUGUUCGGUCAAUUGUCUUAAAACCGAAAAUCGAGAAAUGUGAUCAAGAAAUUUUUUCAAGAAAUGUGAUCAAGAAAGUGCUAGCUUCUGAAGCUCACUCCAUUGAUACGUGAUGCCUACAUUAUAAAUAUGGAACAGUGUGAUUCUAUUGUCCUGCACUGAAUUUAAACAGAAUGUGUAUUUGCCGCAUGCCAGUGUGAUCCUACAACAAGAAGCCCAGUAUUGGCACAAUUUAAUUACAGGGACAAUGCUGCCUUUCUCUGUCCUGAUGACACCCUACUGCUCCACAAUCUUCCCUCCAAGAUUAAGUUGAUAUCAAAAUCCCCACAAAUGAGGACAUAACAGUUGAAGAAGGCGCAUUAACGAGUUAUUUCUUUUCGUGUGAAUCCAGCGAUAGAAGAAAAUAUCAAGAGACAUUUUUUGAAAAAUGCUGUCACAAAAUGGCACUUUUUGCACUUUUGAGAUACUAAAUUUUUGUCAAAAAUAAUUAUAGCUAAUUAUGGUAAUCAUUUUGAACACUAGUACGGUAUUAGGAUUAAUGAAAUCACUGCUACUGUAAAUAAACGAAUCGCACUUUAUACGUUUGUCACAUCACAGAUAAAGCAAGACAAUAAAUAACUUCAUGAAGUAUACAUUUCUAGCGAGUUUAUGCAGAAUUUCUAGAAAAACUCAUGUUUGUCUUUGUACCAGUGACCCUAUAGAUAGGCUUCCAUGCUUCAACUGUGUUCGUUUCUUAGAAAGAAGAAAUAACAAUAAACUUGAGCCUGGAAAACAUCGCGCUUAUAAGGUAAUUGAAAACCAAUAAAAACAAAUCUGACACACCCAAACCACGCCCUAUUUUCUUUGUCUACUAAUAAGGGUUUUAAAAGCAUGAGGAAAUUGCCGCCCCAGGAAAAAGUAACUCUUCUUUUGGACUCGCAGCGAACAAGAUAAAUCGAUUUAAGGGUGUAUAUUUUUGUAGAUUGGGUAAGGAUGAUGGUAGGCUGCAGUUGAGGCUUUAUGUAUUGUGGCUGGCCACAUAAAUUCUUAUUUAUGUUAUUUGCACUUGUAGCGAAUUUCUUUCGAGAUACUUCUUUCUCAAUCCUGCCAUUGAAGGAAUUUUGACAACUCAAAUCUAACUAAAAUGAAACCUAUGAUAAAUAAUAUGCAUCAUGGUUUGCAACUUUUUGUGCUCAAUUUGGAUGAGAUGUGCAUUUAAGAAAGAAAAAAUAUAGAUGCUCUUUUCAAGUCUAAAGCCAUAUGUAUUUGCAUAAUUUUGAAAGCAAGCUGUAAUUCAAAUUCUUCUGAUUUUUAGGUAUGUUUCCGUGAAAUAUAUUGAAAGUUGAAUUUAGAACUAUAUAGGGGUAUGAUAGAAGUAUACUUUUCUCUGAAAAACUCAGGUAUCAUUAUUUUACACUGAAUUCUAUGGCCGUUCAUCCAAUUAGGUAAUACUUUUUUAUUUAUUUAAGUUGAUCUAAGUGAUCUGAAAGAAAAACUUGUUGUCAAAA